AUGAUUUUCAAACAUAUUCUUGGUGGAGGUGUACCAAUCGGAAGUGUAUUAUUAAUAAAAGAGGAUCGACAUACGGAGUAUGCUAGAUUACUACUUUCAAAAUACUUUUUGGUUCAAGGAAUAGUUGGCGUUGACAAUACCAUCGAAUUAGAAGAGAAAAUGACAAUUGCAUGGCGUUAUAAAGGAUUAAAAAUCAAGCUACCAUCUUCAAAUGUUGAAAGAAAUGCGCUUAGGAUUCAAUCGCUUCACCAUCAUGGCAAUCAAGAUCAUCUCAUUUGUCGUUUGCAGGUAGUUAUUCAAGUGCCACAUAUCGGAUUAUUCCAUGUUCAUUCUCUCAUAUCAUUAUCCACAAAAUUAUCAGUAUUGUCAAGUGGUAGUGGAAAUAAUCCAAGAUUUAAAUCUAAUGAACGACGUGUUACAAACAAGUCUGUGAAGAAGGAUGAUAUAAAUAAACUGGGUAUUGGUAGUGGAUGUGGGGCUAUCUAUACCAGGAAGAAAAUGUUGAUUCAUAUGAUUUCUAAACGACAUUUGAAUAAUUUAGUAAUGCAG
Funneliformis geosporum is the source of this 549-nucleotide messenger RNA. The record is from the annotation of a GenBank genome assembly. NCBI's taxonomy places the organism in Eukaryota, Fungi, Glomeromycota, Glomeromycetes, Glomerales, Glomeraceae.